Molecule: messenger RNA, 1056 nt
Organism: Phacochoerus africanus (Common warthog)
Lineage: Eukaryota; Metazoa; Chordata; Mammalia; Artiodactyla; Suidae
Gene: SLC25A4
Product: solute carrier family 25 member 4
Exons: 4
Coding region: 128-1024 (298 amino acids)
Biological process (GO): mitochondrial ATP transmembrane transport; mitochondrial ADP transmembrane transport
Cellular component (GO): mitochondrial inner membrane
Molecular function (GO): ATP:ADP antiporter activity
Source: RefSeq, a predicted model, not a curated record
GCUGGUUGCAGGGCGAGACAAGCGGCCCCUUCGCGUUGCGCAGGGACUGAGCAGGGGUGGCCGUGUCAGGCCGGGCAGAGAAAGCGAGAGCGCGGCUCCCGGAGGCGGUGUGUGCCCGGCUGUCACCAUGAGUGAUCAGGCUUGGAGCUUUCUGAAGGACUUCUUGGCUGGCGGCGUUGCCGCUGCCAUCUCCAAGACCGCGGUCGCCCCCAUCGAGAGGGUCAAACUGCUGCUGCAGGUCCAGCAUGCCAGCAAACAGAUCAGUGCUGAAAAGCAGUACAAAGGGAUCAUUGAUUGCGUGGUGAGAAUCCCCAAGGAGCAGGGCUUUCUCUCCUUCUGGAGGGGUAACCUGGCCAACGUGAUCCGUUACUUUCCCACCCAAGCUCUCAACUUCGCCUUCAAGGACAAAUACAAGCAGAUCUUCCUGGGGGGCGUGGACCGGCAUAAGCAGUUCUGGCGCUACUUUGCUGGUAACCUGGCUUCCGGUGGGGCAGCUGGGGCCACCUCCCUCUGCUUUGUCUACCCGCUGGACUUUGCUAGGACCAGGCUGGCUGCCGAUGUGGGCAAGGGUGCCGCCCAGCGUGAGUUCACUGGCCUGGGCAACUGUCUCGCCAAGAUCUUCAAGUCCGAUGGCCUGCGGGGUCUCUACCAGGGUUUCAACGUCUCUGUCCAGGGCAUCAUUAUCUACAGAGCCGCCUACUUUGGAGUCUAUGAUACUGCCAAGGGGAUGCUGCCCGACCCCAAGAAUGUGCACAUUAUCGUGAGCUGGAUGAUUGCCCAGACCGUGACGGCGGUGGCAGGGCUGGUGUCCUACCCCUUUGACACUGUCCGCCGUAGGAUGAUGAUGCAGUCUGGCCGGAAAGGGGCGGAUAUUAUGUACACUGGGACAGUGGACUGCUGGAGGAAGAUAGCAAAAGAUGAAGGACCCAAGGCUUUCUUCAAAGGUGCCUGGUCAAACGUAUUGAGAGGCAUGGGCGGUGCUUUUGUAUUGGUAUUGUAUGAUGAGAUCAAAAAGUAUGUCUAAUGUAAUUAAAACUCAAGUUUCUUGGUUCCAGA